CUAAGUAGUUUUAGCGUCCUUUCUGUGUACAGUUGCUAGCUAAUCGUUAGCUGACUGAAAUUUAGGGAAGAAAGGGGCGAACAAAGCCCUGUCGAAAAUGUGUUUAAUACGAUUUAGUUACGGACGGAUACAUAGAAUAAGGAUUUCUAAUCUGAUUAAUUCCAAUAAGCGAUGGGCGAAUGAGCCUGCAGCAAUGCUACUUUGAUUUCCAUACACGAUUUAUGAAAGCAGAAAUCUUUCCUGUCUCUUUGGGGUUUGAACAUUUCUGGUACUCGCAUGAGUUCUAGGGAGCGAGCCAAGAUGGGGGACAUCUUGGCAACUGAAGCUGAUCUUCUUGGGAUGAUCAAAGAGUACCUCAACUUUGAAGAAUUUGAAGAGACUAUUCAAACUUUUGACAAGGAAUGCAAAACCAAAGGGAAGCUUGUGUCGAAGCCUCGUGGUAGCGCUCUCAGAGACUCAAAGACCCGUGUCAUCCAGGAAGAUCUUCUGAGCUCAUUUGAUGAUGGUGACCACAAAGUGUUCUUUGAUCUCUGGGCAGAAAACAUUCCCUCAGCGGUAAAAGACUCAGAUGACGAAGCACAGAACCUUGAGUUCUACCUUCAUAUCCACUUUACUGUCUACCCACUGAGGACACACCCCAGUAGACAAGACCGAGCUGAAUUUGAGGAGAGGAUUUUCCUUUUCAAGCAAUACCUUGAAACUCGUGGAUCAGCUCUGAGCCAGACUACUGAGUUUUUGCCUUAUUACGCUUUGCCUUUUGUUCCCAAUCCAACCAUUCACCCGUCCUUUAAAGAUCUCUUUCAGGAUUCCUGGAUGCCACAGCUGAAGGACAAGUUGGAGAAGUUUUUAUCAGUGACUCUAAAAUCGACUAAGAUUCCAAGGCUGUUGACUUUAUAUAAGGAGGGUGGAAGAACUACCAAAGAAGCCAUGCAGCAGUUGCAGCUUCAGCUGGCUGAAUCGGAGCGACGCAUCUCCAGCUACGUACGGAAGUGUAACAAGAUCAAAGCUGACUACCAUAACCUUAUUGGAAUCACUGCUGAGCUGGUCGACUCUUUGGAGGCCACUGUCAGUGGAAAAAUGAUUUCCCCUGAGUAUCUGCAGAGUGUGUGUGUUCGCCUAUUCAGCAGCCAGAUGAGGCAAAGUGCUGUUCAGAGCACGGACUUCACAAGGCCUGGCACUGGAUAUUACUCUAUGAGUCCCUAUGAUGAUGGCUAUGCCUCGUCCAUGCUACGUGCAUCUAUUGCACUACAGAGGCCUAAGGAGGUGCCAAUGCUGCCUUCUCUGGACUAUGACAAACUGAAGACCGACUUGGUUGUCGGCUCAGACAGACUGAAGUGUCUCCUGCUGCAGGCUCUGCGCUGGAGAAUAACUCGCUCACUCCCUGGUGAACAGAGGGACACGGUGCUUCAAGCCUACAUCAGUAACGACCUGCUGGAAUGCUACAGCACCAACAAGAAAACUGUGCUUCAUUUGAUGAAGUCAGCAAACGAGGUUGUCCGUCAAUACACUGCUCGUCUCAUCAAUGCAUUUGCUUCCCUUGCAGAGGGCCGGAUUUACCUCUCCCAAAUUCCACUUCUUGUGAAGCUUCUGACAGAAACACUAAGGAGGGAGGAGAAGGACUCUCUGACUCGGGAAAAUGUUCUGGUUGCCCUUCAGAAGCUCAGUCUUAGGAGAAGCCAGCAGACAGCCAUGAUUGAAGAUGAUCUUAUUGGUUGGCUUGUGGAUGAGCUGCAGGACUCGGACUGUCUCAGUGACUACACCCUGGAGUAUUCUGCAGCUCUGCUUAUGAACUUGUGUCUGCGAACCAAAGGAAAAAGGAAGUGCGCGGAGAACGCCAAGCAUGUGCUCAAAGUUCUGACUGACCUCCUCGGACAUGAGAACCAUGAGAUUCGGCCAUAUGUGAAUGGAGCUCUGUACAGUAUCCUGUGUAUUCCCUCCGUGCGACAGGAAGCCAAAGAGAUGAGUGUAGAGGAGAUUCUUCGUUGUUACAACAGAGAGGAAAACCCAGACCUCAACAGACAGAUUGAGUUCAUCAUUAAGCAGCUCAACUCAGGUGAUGAAGAGGGACCAGAGUCAGAUGAUGAGGAAGAAGAGGAUGACAAUGAUGAGGAUUUAAUGGAAAUAGAACUUGAUAAAGAGGAAAUUCUUCAACCCCAGCAAAGGGAGCUGUCUGGGGAGACCCUGCUCACCACUGAGUAUCUUGGGAUCAUGACAAACAUGAUGAAAGUAAAGAGGAAGUCAACACCUUUGGCGUGCCCAAACGUUGAUGAGCCCUUACAACGGCCAGUCACCCCGAGUUCUCAUCGAAAUGCAGGUGAAAAUUGUCCCAGCAGUCAGUGUGAUGAGGGUAGAAACAGGGAAUACCCCCUGAACAGACAGAGGAGUUUGGAAGGGAGUCUGAUCCCCUCACCAUACAACUCUCGACCUCCGACACGUUCUGGCAGCCCACCCAGCACUGCCGACUCCCUUCAUCACAGCAUAGACUCAGAAUGCGGACGGUUCUACCAGGAUUCACAGUUAGACCGGACAUAUGAAGGUCAAGCCAGGAAAGGACGGUCCCAGGAGAGACACAAUGGGCACUCCGUCAGUGACAGCUACAUCCUUGGGUUUGUGAGCUCCUCCAAGAUCCCCCGGACACCUGAUCCCCCCAUUAGCCAGAACAGUGAUCACCGGAGUCGUGAACUUGCUCUGGCACCCCGGUUCUCCCAGUCGGAGCCACAGCAGGGCAGCCGGCCUGCCAGCUCCACAGGAGGAGGAGGAGGGAGUGGAAGCAGGCACUCAAAGAGGAGGUGAAGAGGGAGCUGUCACCAUGGGGGGGAAGCGCUAUCUGUCCAGGAACGUCAGGCUUCCUGUAACAUUAUCCCCCCCGGGUUGCGAUCGGGGUCAGGCCAAGAGAGACGGGUAGGAAACGACGGCAGCAGUGAGAGGAGGCAGAGGAGUGUGUGAAACAAUGUGUAGGAUUGUGGCUCUAAAUCCCCCCCACACACACUCCCCCGCUUCAGCACACACCGCUUUGGCAACACGAUAUGAUGGCAGACAACAAUCACAACCACCAGCGAAGCAAC
Molecule: messenger RNA, 3065 nt
Organism: Xiphophorus hellerii (green swordtail)
Lineage: Eukaryota; Metazoa; Chordata; Actinopteri; Cyprinodontiformes; Poeciliidae
Gene: armc9
Product: armadillo repeat containing 9
Exons: 26
Coding region: 277-2793 (838 amino acids)
Biological process (GO): cilium assembly
Cellular component (GO): centriole; ciliary basal body; ciliary tip
Molecular function (GO): protein binding
Source: RefSeq, a predicted model, not a curated record